GCCAUUUUUUCGCAAAAAAGAAUUUCCAUGUGCAGGSUAGGUAAAGGGAAUGGCGACAGAAGAAGAGAUCGAUGACCAGCAAAGCAGGGSGAGCCAGGGUACGAAUGGGGGCGAGGAACGAAACGAGGGAUCAGUGAAGGAUCGAGAGUCAGCCAAACCGGAAGGAACCCAAGAAGAUGGAAAGGACAUUUCAACAGGAGAAAGCUCCGGGAAAGCUGGGGGUAGCAAAAGGAGACCUCAGGAAAACAGGGAAGGGGGAAACGAUAUGAGAAAAAGUCCUCGGAACUCAUCAGGAACCACCCCUGAAAAGACGAAAGUCUCAGACGCUGCCCGUAAACUGGCUGAGAUAGAAAAGCGAACUGCAGAAUUUACGGCGAGGCUUAUCGAGCAGAUGAUGGCUGGGAAUGAAGAGGAUCCCCACGGCGUAGGGUCACGGGAAGGACGUAGGACCAGCCAGGGUGAGGUCAGGUAUGAAGGGAAGGAUAACGGUUACGGGGGAACGCCUAGUAAGAAAGGGAAAAACAAGGGCGACUCCCUGGCGGAGGGGACGGAAAAGGCCAUGACCCCACCUGCCAUUGACAGCGGCACUAGCCGACUGCCCACCACGCCGAAAGUAACAGGGGCGUGCGACAGACUCUGGAGCCUUAGGGAAAGGGUGCUAGGUUUGUUUGACCCAGAAGGAACGCCGAAAAUCGGGGAGAAGCAGAGGGAGAGCAAGGAAGGGGAGGAGACCAAUGCAGCUGGAGAAGGGGGUGGCUCCGAAGGUGGGCUCAAGAGGAUAGUCACCACCCUCACUCGGGCACUAAACCAGAACCAGGGGUAUUUUGCAGACGCAAAGAAAAAACUCACGUUCGAUGGGGCAAACAUUAUGGAGUUUCUGAUAGACUAUGAGAACCUUGCAGCCCUACUCAAAUGGACGGAAGAGGAAAAGAUAGAUCACCUAGGGCAGCACGUGUCGCUAAGCUUGGGAAGGGACAUUAUGGCCAUCGUCGCUUCCAGUGGAUCCUAGAAAGAGACCAGGAACGAGAUGAUGAGGAAAUACCUGAAGGCAGAGAAAAUGGCAACAGAGGCCGAAUUAGCACCAGUCCAGAGGAAAAACUAUGUGAAUUACAACGAUUUCCUAAGGGCAUUUACGUUAGUGGCUCUGCGAAUCCCGGGGGUAACGGACCGCAUAAUGAGUAAAUGCUUCCUUAGGCA
This is a messenger RNA of Chara braunii, 1197 nucleotides long. The record is from the annotation of a GenBank genome assembly. Lineage: Eukaryota; Viridiplantae; Streptophyta; Charophyceae; Charales; Characeae.